AUGGGGGUUGCGGAAGCUUGUGACGAGCAGGAUGUGAGCCCUGUAGUGGACUGGGGCCACCUGCCCUUCGAAAUGCUGGAGAAGGUCAAAACAGAGUUAGAAGAGGGGCAACCCAACUCUGCGAACUCCGUGUUGAAGAUGGCCAGGCUAGUGAAUAGACACUGGUGCAAAUGGGUGACCGAGACCGUCACUGCCCUCACCCUCAUGGGAGGCCCUCCCGCCUCCCAGACUGCGGCAACGCUGGCCCAAAAGUUCACGGCAGUGCAGCGGGUGACUAUCGGAAAGGGAGUGAAGUCCCUCACGGAGGGCGACGUGUCGAGCCUGGCAAGGUUUCGCCACUUGAAGCGCCUGGAUUUCCGGUGCAACAUUCCCAACGAGGCCCUGAGCCCUGUGGGGUCCCUGACCGGGCUCACUCACCUGGACCUGUGCGGGUACUGGACGCUCACGGACGACGGGUUCCUGGGGCUGGGUGAGCUGACGGCAUUGAAGAUACUUGAUCUGCACAGGGUCUACCGAAUCACAGAUGUGAGUUUGGCCCAUGUGGGCAAGUUCAUGAGCCUGAGGCAGCUGAGGCUGUCGGGGGGAUGUGGGAUCACCGACCAGGGCCUGGCCCACAUAGGAAACCUGAUGUCACUCACCCACUUGGCCAUGUCCAACUGCAACGUCACUGAUGACGGGUUGCAGAGGAUGGGCAUCCUGCCGGCUAUCGAGCACCUGGCGCUGAAGCACUGCACGAAGAUCUCCGACCUGGGGAUGGCCUAUGUGGGCCUGCUGACCACGCUGCGCAGCCUGAAGCUGGAGGGAUGCUACAGGGUGACGGAUGCGGGGAUAGAGCUGCUUGGCGGCCUCCAGUCGCUCACCCACCUUGACCUGUCAGACUGCGGGGACAUAACAGAUGAGGGGCUGGCCUACAUGUGGCGGUUCGCCGCCCUCAAACGGCUGGAGCUGAGUCGUUGCGACAAGGUCACAGACGUGGGGCUGUCACAGCUGGGUAAGUUGAAGUCGUUGAAACGGCUCAAUGUGGGCGGGUGCACAAGAAUAACAGACUAUGGGUGCAGAAGAUGGGAGGUGGGUCGCUGCUAA
This is a messenger RNA of Ostreobium quekettii, 1083 nucleotides long. NCBI's taxonomy places the organism in Eukaryota, Viridiplantae, Chlorophyta, Ulvophyceae, Bryopsidales, Ostreobiaceae. The record is from the annotation of a GenBank genome assembly.